Molecule: messenger RNA, 2715 nt
Organism: Sugiyamaella lignohabitans
Lineage: Eukaryota; Fungi; Ascomycota; Dipodascomycetes; Dipodascales; Trichomonascaceae
Gene: TPS2
Product: trehalose-phosphatase TPS2
Exons: 2
Coding region: 1-2715 (904 amino acids)
Biological process (GO): fungal-type cell wall organization; cellular response to heat; trehalose biosynthetic process
Cellular component (GO): cytosol; alpha,alpha-trehalose-phosphate synthase complex (UDP-forming)
Molecular function (GO): catalytic activity
Source: RefSeq, a predicted model, not a curated record
AUGAGUGUAAGUAUUUUUGAAGGGGGUCACAAUGCCUCCGGCGGCUGGGGCUCCGCCCCAGACCCCGCUGCUCCUCUCGCUUCGCUCGAGUCGUUUUCGUCUACAGUCUCAGCAAUCUCCUGCGAAGCAGGAGCUACGGGGUCUGGGGCAGAGCCCCAGCCGCCGGAGGCACAACCCCAUUCCCAUUUGGAUCGGCCUUUUGAUGAGGAUGCCAGGAAUUUGGAGGAACAGGAGGAUGAGGAGCCUGCUGAUGUAGAGCCUUUGAAUACUCCUCAGGCUGCCCGGGGUAAAGGUAUUGAAACUUCGGGCAGGAUCAUUUCUGCUGUGACGAAUCUUCCAUGGGAGGUCGUGGAUAAUGGAUCGGGUGGCCCUGAUGCCCUGUCUUUGCAGUCAAGGAGGGGAAACUCGGCUCUGUUCUCGUCAUUGAGUUACAUUCAUGAGGGAACAGAGUGGGAUAGUAUCCUUGUUGGCUGGACUGGUGAGGUCAAGGCCGGUAACGUGGCCCCUUCUGAACCCGGUCACCCUGUCCUGCUUGAAGAUAAGGACCUCCUGACUCGCGAGUUCGAUGACAGCGAGAAAGAGCGUCUCAAUCAUCUGUAUAAUGAAAUUGCGAACGGAAAUAACCCUGGCUGUUCUGGAUCAGAGAGUGAAUCAAAGAAUGAAUCGAAGAAUGGGUCCAAGACCUUGACAAUGCACCCAGUGUGGCUGCCUGGUAACCAGUCCAAAUGGAGAGCAUAUCCAGAACAGGUGGUUUGGCCCAUUCUUCACUAUAUUCAAGACGAGAAUAAGCUGGUUGCCAAUGCCGAUGGCAAUGAGAUGAAGAAAUGGUGGGCUGACUAUGUGGCUUUUAACGAAGCUUAUAGAGACAAGAUCCUGGAAAUAUAUCAGCCAGGAGAUGUCAUUUGGAUCCACGACUAUUAUUUGUUGUUGCUUCCUCAGAUGAUUAGAAUGCGUAGACCAGAUGCUUUUAUUGGCACUUUUAUACAUGCUCCAUUCCCUUCGUCUGAAUACUUCCGUUGCAUCCCACAAAGAAAGGAGUUGUUGGAAAGUGUUUUGGGAUCGAAUUUGAUUGGGUUACAAGCUGCUUCUUACAAACGACACUUUAUCUCGUCGUGUACUCGUUUGCUCGGAGUGGAGAGCUCUCCUAAUCAUAUCAAUGCAUUUGGCAUGUAUGUAUCAGUACAGUCAUUGCCAAUUGGAAUUGAUACCACACGGGUCGAACACGAUGCAUUUUCGCCUGAAAUUGACGAACGGGUUCAGGCUAUUCGUGAUUUGUAUCCUGAUAAGAAGAUUAUUGUUGGUAGAGACCGUUUGGAUAGUGUUCGUGGUGUGGUUCAGAAGCUACAAGGGUUCGAGAUGUUCCUGGAUAUGUAUCCAGAAUGGAGCGACAAGGUUGUUCUGUUCCAAGUAACUUCUCCUGCAUAUAGUUUUACCGAUGCUAAAGUCGAGAAACGGGCAUCGGAACUCAUUUCUCGAAUCAAUGCUAAUCAUGGCAUGCUUCAUUUCAUGCCGGUUCAUCACCAUCCUCGUCAUGUGGCUAGAGAUGAAUACUUAGCACUUCUCCGGGUGGCAGAUUUGGGACUGAUUACAUCGGUUAGAGACGGUAUGAACACUACUUUGUUGGAGUUUGUUGUUUGCCAGAAGGAGAACAAGUCGCCAGUCAUCACGUCUGAAUUUACUGGUACUACUGGCAGUCUUCAUAACGCCAUCUCGGUUAAUCCAUGGAACAUUCGCCAAGUGGCAGAGACAAUUCACGACGCAUUACAGGACGAUGAGGCCACUAAAGAAUCACAUGCUCGUCUCCAGAACAGUUUGUAUGAGUAUGUGACUACACAUACCUGUCAAGACUGGGUCCUGAGCUUCAUUUCGAGAUUGAUGCAUAACAUCUCGGAACACAAGUUCUCUCACGUCACCCCUAUGUUGGACACUUCGAGACUGGUAGCAAAGUACAAAGCAGCCAAGACUCGACGACUGUUUUUGUUUGAUUAUGACGGUACAUUGACGCCAAUUGUGAAUGAACCGUCGGCAGCUCUGCCGUCCAAACGACUUUAUAGCAUAUUAGACCAGCUGACGGCCGACCCGUGCAAUUCAGUGUGGGUUAUUUCUGGCAGAGACCAGAAGUUUUUGGAUAAAUGGCUCGGUACCAACAAGAAGAUCUCGUUCAGUGCUGAACAUGGCUGUUUCCUCAAGGAGGCCGAAGGAACUGGAGAAUGGCAGGAUCUCGUAGCCAGCAUCGACAUGUCUUGGCAGAAAGUAGUAGCUGAAAUCUUCAAUAACUACACCGAACGAACUCAAGGUUCGUCUGUAGAACACAAACGGGCUGCUCUGACCUGGCAUUACCGUCGAGCCGACCCUGAUUUUGGAGCUCUACAAGCGCAGCAUCUCCGUAACCACCUCGAGCAGUCGGUUGUGCCAUACUACGACGUUGAUGUCAUGGCCGGCAAAGCCAAUAUCGAAGUACGACCCAGCCAAUUCAACAAAGGCGAGAUUGUCAAACGGAUCAUGGCCGAGUACGACGAUUCCAACCAUCCCCAGCUGGUGUUCUGCGUUGGCGACGACUCCACCGACGAAGACAUGUUCCGGGCACUCGAAAACUACUCAGCCGAAGACGGCGUCUUCUCGGUCACGGUCGGCCCGCCCUCCAAAAUGACGGUCGCCUCGUACCACCUGCUCGACCCAGCCCAGGUCCUCGACAGUCUAAGUGCAUUAUUCUAG